Seminavis robusta is the source of this 3027-nucleotide messenger RNA. Lineage: Eukaryota; Bacillariophyta; Bacillariophyceae; Naviculales; Naviculaceae. The record is from the annotation of a GenBank genome assembly.
AUGCAAGCGUCCAUCUGUACGGUUUUAUCCAUCCAGCUCGUGUUGGUCUUGGUGAUUGCGUGUGGGAUCUUUCUCUGCACGUUUAUCAUUGAGCAGGAUUCCAUUGCUGCCAGCGUCGAUCAUGGCGAAGGUGCCGUGAAUCAGUGCUUUGACCAAUAUAUUGAGACGAUUCAGGAGGUGGGAGAGUCCUUCAUCACGGACAUUUCCCACCAAAUCAAAAACCAUGUCGAGGGUGUUGUGGACGAUGCCGAGGGUGUCGCUCGGUCUGCUGCAAGAGCAGUUGAAAAGACUGGAUUCAUGGAGGGAAUGGCAACGAACAGUUUUCAUGGCGAUCGGAUGCUACCUUCACUCGGUUGGAUGCUCUUGAACCCGCUAGAAGACAUAGAGGACGAUGUCGUGGAAGACGUUGUCAUCGCUGGCUUUAACUCCACGGAAGAGGAAAACAAUUGGGUCUGGUUUGGAACCAAGUCAAGGAUCCCAAACAGGGCAAUGGAUUGUGACUUUUACUACUACAGGAAUGCAAGCAACUUGUCAAGCUCCCUCUGGUGUAUCGAGGAUCUUUACGAGGAACCAGAUCAGCCCAGUCCAAGCAUCUGGCCUCACCUUUAUUCCCCGGCCAUUGUCAAGCUCCAAGAAGCAACGCCCUGUGUCGUGCCCGAAAACGCCACGCAGAGGCCCCUGACAUGGAUGCCUCUCAACUUUUUUGUCUGGACUGCCAAUGUCGUGGCCCUCACCAGUGUCGUCGGUGGAGUCUUUGGUCCAGAUGGCACUUGCGAAGGGCUGGCCGCUGCCAAUGUACGCUUCACGUCCAUGAACGAGUAUCUCACCGACCUGGCAGGGUCAGCACGGUAUGCCAACCUCAGCAUCGCGUUGAUUGAAAGUUCCUCGGGAACCAUCCUGGGCACGUCGCUCGGAUCCGCCAUCUACAAGGAAAACGUCACCAUGCCGGACGGAUCGAUCAAUGAGGCGGAACGGGCCGGUAAUCUUUCCACAAUGGAAAACCCCUUGGCAAAUGCAGUCAAUGAAUACAUCGAGGAGUCCUACGGCAGUAUUGGGCAGGUGCCGGCUCCUCUCAUUGUCUCGGCCACACUCGAAGGGGCUGAUUACUUUAUCUCCUUCGAAACCUUUUCGAGACCUGAUCUCAACCUGACGAUCCUUGCCUUCCUGCCUCAGCUUUCCAUCACUGGGCCGGCCGAGGCCCAACGGUUCAAUACCCAGCUGGUGCUGGAGGAAUCUGCCAAGGAAUUGGAGGACGAGAGGGAUCUCAGGCUCAUUGUUGUUCUCCUCAUCGGAGUGGGUGGCUUGUUUGUCGCUGCCUCAGUGGCCGGCUGUACAGCUGCAUACCUGUCAAUGCGCAUUCAAGCUUUGGUGGACUUUAUGGAAAAGCUGCGGUCGCUGAUAUCGGAAAUGGCCGAUAAAGAAAUGUCUCGAAGCUCGACCGAGAAUCUUACCCAGCCUCUUCCAGCCGACUUCUUUCCCGUGUUCGAAACGACCCGUUUGAAUGACCUCAACCAUAUCCGAGACGCUACCAAAGACCUGUGUGCUCAACUGCUGGAGACAUGGAACAACAAGCAAGAGGUCUUUCGUCAAGCGUUGGAACAGAGACAGUUCACGGCUUCCAUUGCACACGAUAUCCGCAACCCUCUUCAUGGCGUGCUGGGGAUUGUCGGCAUGAUGCAAAGCAACAUCGAAGAACACAAGGAUAAGCUUCCCUUGUUGGCUGAGACCCUCAAGCACAUGGGCAUCCUGCUCAAUGACAUGGUCGACCUGUCCAAGAUCCAGGGCGGCAAGGUCACCAAUGUCAAGAAGAAGUUUGAUGUAUGGGCCUCCCUACAAGAAGUCAACACAUUGUAUCAGGACAAAGUUGAGUCUGGGGGUGGAAAGCUGUCCUGCGCGGACCGAUUCAGCUUGCCCGAGGCAUACUCCGAUCCGGUCCACGUCCAGCGUAUCCUUACCAACUACGUCUCCAAUGCUUCAAAAUACGCUGCUGGUUGCGAAAUUAUGCUCAAGGCAAUGCUGGUAACGCGCGAACAAGUUCAAAGCCUGUCCUUCCUCGAUCAAUUUGACAGUUACUUUGGUGCAGAGGCGAGCCAUUGGGCAAAGUGCGGCACCCUCGAAGAUGAUCAGUACAUUGUCUUGGCGUGCCUUGACAGAGGAAGGGGAAUCCCUUACUCAAAGCUCCCCACUGUGUUUGAUGCUUAUUCGCAAACCCGUGACGAUGACAGAUCUCGAGGUGCAGGACUUGGUCUAGCGAUCGUGAAAGGGUUAGCGGUGGAAAUGGGAGGAGGAGUCGGUGUGUAUUCUGAGGCUGACAGGGGUUCUCUCUUCUGGAUGGUCGUCACAUGUGACCAGAACCCUCCGCCACCGCCUCUACCUUCGCCUCCAGCCCUCUUUCCUCUUUUCUCCUUGGAUCAGCAAUCUGAGAAAUCCUGCUUGUCCACACCCAUCCUACCUCUGGACCAGAAAUCUGAUGUGAAACCACUUUUCUCCUUGGUGGACAAGAAAUCUGAAGUGAAACCACUUUUCUCUUUGGACGCGCUGCCCCCCAAGAAGGACCCAGGGUUUGACGUUGACGCCCCAUCCAAAGAUCUUCCAAGCUCCUCUGUGGAUACAGAUGAUGUCGAGGACACAAACUACGUCCUUGUGGUUGACGAUACCAAGCUUAACUUGAUGCUUUUGAAGCAUUUCUUGACAAAGCUGAACAUCAAGGCAGAGACUGUAAUGUCAGGGAUGGAGGGAUUGGACAAGCUGCGACAAGACCCUAAAAAGUUCAGCUUGAUCCUUUCGGACUUCAACAUGCCCGAGAUGAGCGGUGGAGAGAUGUGUCUUGAAGUGCGCAAUGACCACCGUUUGUGCAACCUGCCCUUCAUCUGUUCCUCUGGGAACGUUAUCACUAAGGAUGAGAUGGAAACCUACCAAAUGGAUGAAACUCUGAUGAAGCCAUUUACAGCAGAGAAGCUGAAGGAGACAAUUGGGCCUUUCAUGGGCCAUAUUUCCAAAUGGUCACCCUCCUGUGCUGAAGCCUAA